This is a messenger RNA of Melanotaenia boesemani (Boeseman's rainbowfish), 1354 nucleotides long. RefSeq lists its product as uncharacterized. Gene Ontology annotation, molecular function: DNA-binding transcription factor activity, RNA polymerase II-specific; RNA polymerase II transcription regulatory region sequence-specific DNA binding. Lineage: Eukaryota; Metazoa; Chordata; Actinopteri; Atheriniformes; Melanotaeniidae. Bases 104 to 895 code for a protein of 263 amino acids. Gene Ontology annotation, biological process: regulation of transcription by RNA polymerase II. The record is from RefSeq and is a predicted model, not a curated record. The transcript is spliced from 4 exons.
UGCAAGGAUAUAAAACACACUUUGGACUAAAAAAAACUGUAGGUUGACUUCUGUGCGUAAGAUUUCACCUUGAUCUACUGGAUCGCAGGUAAACAGAUUCACUAUGAACUCCUUGAAUUUCUGCGGGGCGUCUGGCGGUGGUGUGUAUCCCCUCCAUGGUGUGAAUUCCAUGCUGUUCGACCUUCGCCACCAGAUGGCGGAGCAGUACCACGCUUACUCUGCAGCAGCCCCGACGGUCCACACCUUCUCCAUGGCGGAGAGGCUGGCAGAGCUUAUCCUUGAAGCUCGCUAUGGUAACCAGCAAAAGCAGCGCCGCAGCCGCACAGCAUUCACAGUGUCACAGCUGCAAGCUCUGGAGAAAGCCUUCCAACAAACGCAAUACCCAGAUGUUGGUAUGAGGGAGAGGCUGGCUGUUUGCAUCAACUUGCCUGAGGCUCGCAUUCAGGUGUGGUUUAAAAACAGGAGAGCAAAGUUUCGUAAAGGUCAGAGAUGCUCCUCUAUCUCAAGAGACAGUUUGGAGGAAGCACAACACAACUGUAAAAUGGAACUGGAGAAAGAAAUGACUGAAGACAAACAGAACACCACUACAUCACACAUGGACAGCAACAUCCCUCCGCACUGUCCUCCUCCUCCUCUUCCUCCUCCUCAUGUGGAUAAAAGCAGUGACUCAGACUCUGAUAUCUCACGGUGCCCCCUCACACUACACUCUCCUUCACUUUUCCCCAUCAUGGCAGGGGAGUGUUAUGGUCAUCUACCUCACCAACCAGUUCUGUCCUCUGAGCUUGCCCUCCCACCGCUGUUCUGGCCAAUUAUACAACAGCACAGCUCUGCCUUGGGAGUUCCUCCAUCAGUUACCAAAAAACUGUGGCCUCUCUCUUCAGACUGCUUGCUCUAGUAAAACUGUGUGUCACCCUCACUGGGGGUGUAGAUGAGAUCUGAGAGAGACAAAGACCAAGAGAGACCUGAGAUCUCUGCCCCUCGUGGACUCUAUAGCAUUCCUGUGCAGAAACAGAUACUACCACCGAGAAUAUAGUACAUCUUUAUUCCAUAAUUUUCAUGGAAUGCCUGUUUGCUUAAAAGGAUAUAAAACUGAACAUCAGACCCCCAGGUUGUAUUUUUAUGGGGCAGUUGUAUAAGUGGUUGAAAGGAAAGUUGUUUAUCCAUCUAAUUUUAAUUGCAAUGUCUGCAAUACUUAAGUUUGUUGUUGUCCUCUUCAGCACUGUUUAGCUGGCAACAUUGCUAAAGAAGCUGUAGACAGUGGCAAGAGACUUUGGGAAAGACUCCUUAUUGUAACCCCAAACUGUAGCAUAGAUUUGUUUAAUAAAAUUAUUUGGACCUUAUCUUGACUUCUUUG